GUAUGACGUUUGGCUUCAUUUGGGUAUCAGUGAGAUCAGGCUUAUCUUGAACGAUUCGGGUCCUGUCAACCUGUUCCGCCUCGUCAUCAAUCCCCAGAGCUUUUCCCAAUCUGUGGAAAAUCCAUUCCAUAUUUCGUGCCUCUUUCGCAACCGGCUCUGUGAGCGCCAUGGUUUCUGCUGGUUUGUUUCAAUGUCUUGGACUCAUCUGUAAUCUCGUGCUGUUUGCUCCGACAUCUGCCCGAAGGCACUUAUUGACGCGCUCGUCAUCGUCAAGACAGCCAGAUAAAUGUGACAGAUACACAGCUCCCUAUCCAUUCCACCUUUCGUUCGAAGAAGGACGGAGUCCUCAGGUAUUCGUAUCAUUUCCAAGUAGGAUCCUUAAGUUAGUGUGCGCUGCGGUUGCGUCUUACCAGAAUCAACCAACGCUUUGUCUACGCCUGUCGGCAUUCGACCAGAAGUGUAUGCCUUCGUUGGCGCAUUUAUCCUAUCGUCUGAGCUGCAUCCGGGCAGCAAACUUCAGGACACUCACAAGAACGAGCCAAGCUAAUACAGCUACUGAUGAUUCACUUGUUCCGACCUGGUGGAUGUGAUUGUGAAAGCUGUUCGUCGUACGAACUGAUAUUUGCAGGCGAGGAUGGGCAGUUUACGAGACACAAGAUCCGAUCCCUCA
This is a messenger RNA of Suillus subaureus, 670 nucleotides long. RefSeq lists its product as uncharacterized. The record is from RefSeq and is a predicted model, not a curated record. The transcript is spliced from 2 exons. NCBI's taxonomy places the organism in Eukaryota, Fungi, Basidiomycota, Agaricomycetes, Boletales, Suillaceae. The coding region runs from base 168 to 590 and encodes 140 amino acids.